AUGCGGCGGUUCGCACGAGUGGCGCUGCUGUUCCUGGGCUGCGGCGUCUGCUCGCUGCUCUACGGCGUCAGCCAGCUCGCGCUCUCCCUGGAGCAGGAGGCCGGCGGCGCCCGGCAGCGGCAGGCCCGAGACUCGGCCGCAGCCGGCGGCGGGCGGCAGGCGGGGAACGCGGGUCGAGGCGAGGAGGGGGCCGGCAGGUGUCAGAAUUUGUCUGUAUCUUUCUGGAAUUCCUAUUGGAUGCUGCCCUCUGAUGUUUGUGGAGUGAACUGCUUUUGGGAAGCUGCUUUUAGAUACAAUUAUAUGAAAACAUAUGAGCCUUCUGAGACAGUGCAUCUCGCAGUGGUUGCCUGUGGUGAAAGACUGGAGGAGACGGUUACUAUGUUGAGAUCAGCCAUUAUUUUCAGCAUCAAACCUCUCCAGUUUCAUAUUUUUGCUGAGGAUCAAUUACAUGAGAGCUUCAGAGACAUACUUGAUGACUUCCCAUAUGAAGGAAAAGUUAAUUACACAUUGUAUCCAAUAACAUUUCCAUCAGAAGGUGCGAAGGAAUGGAAGAAGUUGUUCAAACCAUGUGCUUCACAAAGGCUAUUCUUGCCAUUAAUCCUGAAAGACGUGGAUUCGUUGUUGUACGUUGAUACUGACAUACUGUUUUUGAGACCCGUUGAUGAUAUUUGGUCUUUUCUGAGAAAGUUCAACUCCACACAAAUUGCUGCAAUGGCACCAGAGCAUGAAGAGCCUCGUAUUGGGUGGUAUAAUCGCUUUGCUCGGCAUCCCUAUUAUGGAGCGACUGGAAUAAACUCUGGAGUCAUGUUGAUGAAUAUGACACGGAUCAGAAGAAAGUAUUUCAAGAAUGAUAUGACAACAGUCCAGUUACGCUGGGGAGAAAUUCUUAUGCCUCUGCUGAAGAAGUACAAGUUGAACAUAACGUGGGGUGAUCAGGAUCUGUUGAACAUAAUGUUUUUUCACAAUCCAGAAAGUCUGUAUAUCUUUCCUUGCCAAUGGAAUUAUCGGCCUGACCACUGCAUUUAUGGAAGCAAUUGUAAGGAAGCUGAAGAAGAAGGUAUAUUUAUUCUUCAUGGAAACAGGGGUGUUUACCAUGAUGAUAAACAACCAACUUUUAGGGCCGUGUAUGAAGCAAUAAAAAAUUAUUCAUUUGGAGAUGAUCUGGUUCGUUCACUGUUGCAGCCCCUAGAACUGGAACUGCAGAAAACAGUGCAUACGUACUGUGGGAGAGUGUACGAAGUGUUCAUAAAGCAGCUGAAAAAAAGCAUAAAAGACUUGUCUAUCAGAAGAUCAAAGGGAAGUUGAUUAAAACUGCAAGCUCUUAAAUCAAGAGACUGAGUUAAUGUACUGGUCAGAAAGUGCAACAGUACGGCUUGAAUUGGCUCUUAAUGUGCCCAGAUAAAAGUUUACUAGCGUACAUAAAAAUGAAGAAAAUAUUCACAUAAUGAAGAACAGGAACUCCUUUUUCCUGCAAGGGUGACCUUUUUCUCUUUUGAAGGUUAAUCACUGCUACUGUUGGAUCUGAUGAUUUAGAUGCUAUUGAUUUCUAUGGUCAGUGGGUUUAGUCUACAUAAUUCAAUUAUCUCUGAUGAUGAAACAAACAAGGGAGAAAUGAAAAUGGCUCUAUUUGGAAGUGUACCUCAUUGUCUAAAAUUCAUUUAAACUGUGAAUGUAGCAAUAACUGAGUCAGCAGCACUAACCUCACUUUAAAGGUGUGAUCACAAAGUUGUUUACAAGUGCAGAAAAUACUCUGUUUUCAAAGAAAUACAAUACAGUCAUUGACAAUCUGUAUGUGCCUUUAUAUAUUCAUCUCUUAUACAUGUUGGGUUACUGUUUUGACAAUCUUGCUGUGUUUAUCUUUGAUGUAAACUGCACACUAUGAAUACAGUUUUCUUAUAAACGAAUAGCUAGUAUGAGAUACUAGUUUUCUGUCUGUAGAUAUUGAGAAUUUGUUUCAAUAUUGUUGAGCCCUCUUGUCUAGAUGAUAUAGUUGAAUUGAGAGGUUCUGUAUUUUUGCAACAAUAUGAAGAUAUUUUUCAUAGAAUACUUUUAAAAAAAAAAUGUUUUGCAGCUUUAUAGGAUGUUUUGGAAGUAGGAAAAAAAAAGGUGGAUGGUGGAUAGCUGGCUCUGUGUUUUCUUAAUAAGAAUCAUUACAUGAUGAUCAUUAUGGAGUAUUUAGUACCUAAAAUUGAAGGGCUGUGGUAAAAGUUCUGAUGUUUCAUCAGACUGUAUAUUAGAUGUUUUCUUUAGAGAAUAUAUCCUAUUACCAUGUUUUGUUUUGGGUUUUUUUUUUUUUUCAAAUAACAUGGAUUUAAAAUAGUUUUGGGCCAGACCCUUGACUGCGUGAUUAUAUGAAUAUUGAAUAGGGUGUUAGUGAUUUACAACAGUUAAGGAUUAAGCUUUCUGUAGGUAUCUUGAUGGAAAAAAAAAAAAUGUUUAUGUAAGGCAAAUGUUAAAAGAGGAAAGCAUAGGAAAAGAUGAUUGACUUCUGAUGUUAUGGUAAAAUACUAUUUAAACAUGCAUGGUAUUAAAUGUAUUUGUAAGUGUACUUGAAUUGAACUCAUAACCUGAGAUGAAGCCUUUAUGAAGUGAGUUUCUCAGAUUCCAGAAAAGCUCCUGUGUGAUGAACCUUGGAGGAUCUACUUGCUGACUUGCGCCUUCAUUCUGACUCCAUUUUAGAAGCUUAAUGUUUGUGGCUCUUUCUUUGACAAAGGCAGACUGGUUUGGAAUCGCAGAUCCACAUAAGCUUCAGCAGUACAGAAGCGCACUCGAUUGUAAGCAGAGUUUGUGUUCUGCACCUGUCUCCCUGCUGGCUCAGGGUGUAAAUCUGUGGAGUGCCAAAUAGAAAGUCUGCCUCACGUGUAAUUUGUUUGUUUCCCUUGUUAUGUGUAACCUUUUGAAGACUGAGAAUCUAGAAAUCUCUGUGAAGGUGAAUACUGUUACUGACUGAUAUAACAGUAUGCAAUACAUUAUUUUUUUUACAUAAAUACAAAUUUUAUAUCAAUUUGUCAUCAGGGUGGUUUUUUUUUUUUUUACUUAUACCGUCUAUAUUUACAAAUUCUUUCACUUGGCUUGUUUCUUUUCUGCUUGUCUUGAGAAAAUUACUGUGUGGAAUAUGGUGUAUGCAUGCAAGGGCACUAUUUGAAACCCAGUGAACCAUUUUGGAAAAUAAACAUAACGUGAGCAUUAUCAGCAACCCUUCCAAUUACAUUUCAGUUUGUUGGAUUAGAAUCAAAAGGCUAAUAAUGAAACUAAUUGUAGAAUAAAAAUUCUUAUUUGCUUAUUUCAAGAAGCAUUCAUCUAGCAUAUUAUAAACACCAGAAUAUACUGUGUUAUGCCAUAGUCCUCUUUAAAUGUUUAGAAUAUAAAUUUUCAAGCCUCUCACCCUCAACUCUGUUUCCAAAUAACAAGUGAGCACUCUAGAAAACAUCAAAAAAGACCAGAAGUGCUGAGUAGCUUACAUUAAGUAACUCUCCAGAGUACUUGCUAUUUUUCAAUUUUAUUUCAAUUCUAUCACAACUAUUUCUUAAGUUUCAGAAGAUGACCUGCAUUGUAAAACCUUUAGAGGCAGUUGAGGGGACUGGAAAAUUAAUUACUAUGGCAGAAACCAGUUAUAUUCUGAAGCAUUUCAGUACUUGCUUCGUAAGGUUAUAUACACCUUAAAUGUAGAAACCUGUAUCCAGCCUGUAAGUCUUUAUAGCUGCCUAGUUUUAGAAACACUGUUUUUUUCUGCAGAUAUAGUAAGUAAACAGUAAAAUAGGGCCAGUCAAAUUAUAGAACUUCAGAAAUGCUGUUCUUCCUGUUUUACUAGAGAAAGUAUUUACAAUUAAUACUUUUGUAGAAAAAAUGUAAGCAUGCAUGUUUGGGUUAAAUUGAGAUAAUUUGGUCAUACUUGAUUUCUCUUUUCAUUAGGGUACUGUUAUUUCUUUUUAAAGAGAUCACAGACUCAUGGGAGAAUAAUUUUAUUUGAAGGUUUGUUCUCAUUUGUAUGAAACUGUCUUUUUUUUUGUAGGUACUGUGAAAGACACGUGAUAGUAUAGAUGGCACUAAGAUGUCCUUAUAGAUGGAGCCUUGUACCUGUGCCUACUAAUGAGGCUGAUGAGCCUUACAAAAAUCUUUCGAGUUGCUUGCAGUUUUGCCAAAACUCAGAUGGAAGGUGACUUCAAUACCCAGCCCUUGUAAAUUGUUGUUGUUAAGGUUUUGCUUUAGAUUUAGGAAGAUUAAGAAAAGAGAUGUACAGGAAAAUUUAUGUUUUUCCAUUUUCUUAUUUUAAAUGGAUUUUUAAGCAAUAUGAAAUUACCUUUUGGUGACUUGGGCCCAAAUUUGUUCAAUAUAUAAACUUCUACCAAAGUGCUGUUUGGAAAACAGAAGCAUCAGCAUUUUAAAACUUAUAACAAAAUUAUGUCUGUACUAAAUAUGCUCCAACCACACAAACUUGCCACACUUCUGUCUGUGGUAUUUCCAUAACAGAUGACUGAGAAAUCAGUCUUCUUUCUUUUCCUCCACCCAAAUGAAACUUCCUACCUAGAUAGCAUAGAAGGAGAAAUAGCUGCAAGUAGAAAGGAAGGAUCUACUUGGAUUGUUUAGAAACAGAGUAUGUGAGGCAAAGAUAGUGUAGUGAAAUACCUGUAUGUGAUUGGGCUCCUUUGUUUGCAAUGAAAACAGGGUAGAACUAAGACUGGUUAUACACUGCCAUUUACAGGUGUGGUGGUAUUUGUCAUGGAAUUUGUCAUGGCAUGAAACCAAGGGAUAAAAUCAAUCUUCCAUUUUCUAUCUUACAUGUAGGAAAACAUUAGGCUUAUAAGGGGAUCUCCAAACAUAUGGACAUAUCUAAAACCUCCAUUCCAUAGUUGUCUUAAAUUCUUUUUCAUUGUCUACUUUCUGCUUCAAAUUAAAAGAUUUCCAACUGUCAAGCAGUUUUAACAAUAUUUGUCUAACUACAUAAAAUAUUUUUGACACAGGUGGUAUACUCUUGAAUAUUGUAAAUUAUUUAUGGGCCACUUGUCUCCAAUUAUUUAUUCUAAAUGGAUAAUUUAUUUUCAAAAAAUAGUAUGUUCACUUCCUCUGCUGUGAUAUCUGAUGUGAUGAUCAUAGUGGGUUUUCCUGCCCACUUCACUGCUUUCUGAAAGGACAGAACUUGUAAUGGGUCCGGUUGUUUUCUGUAUUAAAACAAGGUGCUGAGAACUGUAA
Lagopus leucura (white-tailed ptarmigan) is the source of this 5190-nucleotide messenger RNA. RefSeq names its product glucoside xylosyltransferase 1 (gene GXYLT1). Gene Ontology annotation, biological process: protein O-linked glycosylation via N-acetylgalactosamine. The coding region runs from base 1 to 1305 and encodes 434 amino acids. Gene Ontology annotation, molecular function: UDP-xylosyltransferase activity. Lineage: Eukaryota; Metazoa; Chordata; Aves; Galliformes; Phasianidae. The transcript is spliced from 8 exons. The record is from RefSeq and is a predicted model, not a curated record.